AUGCUCUUGGGCGUGUUUGGCUGGCCGAGAGAAGUUCCUGUCAACGAGCUCUGUCUGUACGAGGAUCCGGCAGGCAGCUUGGAGGCUCUUGAGGGUCCAGAGACUGUGGAGGGCGAGCUCUCGAAGCGUGAAGCUGGAGCUGGACUGGAACAGGCAGGAAUUAUGCACAUGGAGAUCGAGGCAUCGGAGCAGUCCGAGAAGCAGUGGGUGCAUGUUUCUUCGCACUUGAAGUUGGACAUUUGGAAGUUCUUGCCAGCUGUGGAGAUUUGUAAGAGUCGCGCAGUCUCGCGCACCUUUGCAACUGCGAAGGAAAUUGUUGACCACCUCAAGGCUGUUGUGGACUUAUCCAGGAAGGAUGCCCUCCUUGCUGAAGCAGUGUCACAUCAUCAGCAAGCUGCUGACAUGGGCAUGCAGUGGUUUGGAGAGGAGGCUGAAGAUCCUUUGCUCAACUUUCGCCUGGAUGCAGCCAUGCUUGAGCGCCGUGAUAGUUUCCGCUGUCUCGUGAACUUGGGCAACGUAUGGUUCGCGCAUGCUCCUUUCUCCAUGCUCGAUUUGGUUUGGCGCCUGGCUUUUCACACUGAAGACCAUCCUGGCGAUGAUCUGCUAUACGAUGCCGUGUACUUUUCCACACGUUCAUCAGCCGUGACCUCGCUGAACAGGCUGUUGCUUAUGACACCAGCGUUUCACCACUGGCUAGCGCAGCAACGCGUUGCCAACAGCUGA
This is a messenger RNA of Symbiodinium pilosum, 723 nucleotides long. The record is from the annotation of a GenBank genome assembly. Lineage: Eukaryota; Dinophyceae; Suessiales; Symbiodiniaceae.